This is a messenger RNA of Argentina anserina (silverweed cinquefoil), 1264 nucleotides long. RefSeq lists its product as uncharacterized. The record is from RefSeq and is a predicted model, not a curated record. Gene Ontology annotation, cellular component: plasma membrane. The transcript has 3 exons. Bases 153 to 986 code for a protein of 277 amino acids. Gene Ontology annotation, biological process: phospholipid homeostasis; plasma membrane organization; membrane assembly. Lineage: Eukaryota; Viridiplantae; Streptophyta; Magnoliopsida; Rosales; Rosaceae.
AACGAAUUGGAGAAUCCCAACUUCCCAGCUCAUCGUUUUAUAACAGUAAUGAAUACUCAUCAAAAUAUCUACAUCACCCUCAUGGCUAUAUGGUGUAAUAGCACAGCAGAGACAAAGAAGCAGAGCUAUUAUUAUUAGGUGGUGAGUUAUCAAUGGGGAGGACUCGAACUGUAACACAGGAAAAGGCAGGGGCUUUCUUCUUGGCCACUUUGCUGUUGUGGUUUGUUUCUGUUUGGUUUGAGAUUCUGUUCAACAGGAAAAGGGAGUUGGCUUAUAUUAUUGCUGGGUCUGGAUUUUACCAAUUGGCUAACUGGGUAUGUCGCCGCUUUGUGUCUCGUGACCCUUUGUUUGUUAAUACCACAGUUUCUCUUCUUCAUUCUUCAAUUACUUCUGCUUCAGUUCUAUUCAUAUUGGUUAAUCAGUGGUUACAAAAUGGUUCAAGUGGGAUGUUUGAGCACUCACAGUUGUUUGGAGGGACUUGGGCGUGGGCGCACCAAGCUUUGUGCUUCUCGUGCGGUUACUUUGCCUAUGAUCAGUGGGAUAUGCUGCAUUAUGGAUUAUAUAGUGGUCUUAUCCCUUCCAUCCUAGCACAUCAUCUGUUGCUCCUUAUUUGCUUCACUCUUGCUUUGUAUCGGAAUGUCACCAUUAAUUACCUUAUUCUCACUCUCAUUUGUGAGCUGCACUCUAUCUUUCUGCAUGUGAGGAAAAUCCGGCGAAUGGCUGGUGUUCGUGAUGCCAAGAGCACCAUUGUCAAGGCUGAGUGGGUUAUGAAUUGGAUGACUUUCUCUUUCGCAAGGGUGACAUCUCACAUUCUCAUCACCGUCAAGCUUAUUAUAGAUGCUCAUAAAUUUGGAAGGGGAGUAGAACUGCCUCUUGCGCUGUUGGGAAUGUUUGGAAUGAACACGCUGAAUACUUUUCUUGGCAUUGAUCUCUUCCAUGCUUGCAAGAGAGAGAUGAAGUAUGAGCAUAAUACACAUCAAGAAUGAUAAAAUAGGGGCCAAAAACAGAGUUUAGAGUUCGUGUUGUUUUUGAUUGAUUUUUGCACAUAAAUCGCAGUUGGAAAAGAGUUGAGAGUUUUUCGUUGAGAACUAGGAAUGUAAUUGAUGUGAGCAUGUGAAACUGUGAAAGGCACAGUUAUUUUCCCUUCCUGCCUCGGUACUACACUCUACAUAGCUUGUUUUCAUUCGUUUUAUCUGCUGUAGUCAUGUAAUAUUUUUUGACUGGGGAUAUUAUAAAACUGCGAGCAAAAUAAACAGUUCGGUUC